Messenger RNA from Pseudogymnoascus verrucosus, 1356 nucleotides. RefSeq lists its product as uncharacterized. Lineage: Eukaryota; Fungi; Ascomycota; Leotiomycetes; Thelebolales; Thelebolaceae. Gene Ontology annotation, molecular function: protein binding. The coding region runs from base 1 to 1356 and encodes 451 amino acids. The record is from RefSeq and is a predicted model, not a curated record. The transcript has a single exon.
AUGUCGACUCUAACAACUGAACCGAUGUACACCAUCCAAGAUGUUCCUGGUAAAGGAAAGGGGCUUGUCGCUACCCGAGAUAUCCCCAUGGGCACACGGAUUCUCUCAGAAGAGCCCAUUCUCAGGAUCCCAGAAAAUCUGCCCCACUGCGAAACUCUCCGAUCAUACGUACGCUUGCAAGUCGAUGCUCUUACUCCAAACCAACGCCAAGCCUUUCUUUCCAUGCAUAAUAUCUACGCCGAUGACUCUGCCUCAAAAUAUCUUGGUAUCAUGAGGACAAACGCCCUCCCAUUUGGGCAGGACAAUGCCGGUAUUUUCCUUGAUGCAUGUCGCAUCAACCACGCCUGCGACAACAACGCUCAAAAAUGCUGGAACGAGAACAUCAAGCGACACACCGUCCAUGCAUUGCGAAACUUAGAAAAGGGCGAGGAGAUCACAAUUUACUAUCUCGGCGUCACCAACAACCGUGAAGCUCGCCAAGAGGAGCUUCAAAGAAAAUUCGCGUUUACCUGCGCAUGUCGUCUUUGCUCGUUGCCACCCGAUCAAAGCCGAGAGAGCGAUAUAAGGCUCAACGAGAUUCUCGUGCUAGAUCACCUCAUUGGCAGAGAUGGCUUGAUGGGGAUAUCGGCAGGCUCGUCGCAAAAACUUCGACAUGUUGAUCGUCAGGUAACCCUUUACAAUGAACAUGGGCCUAACGAUUCUGGUUUGCCAAGGGCGUUCCUAGACGUAGUAAAAAUUACUGUCGUCAAUGGGGAUCUAGCUAGAGUAGGUAUUUUUGCACAGAAGGCGAUGCUUGGGUGGGCUGUUCUUGGAGGCAACGACGGCCCCAAUGUUCUUGAAAACAAAGCUCUGUUGAAGGAUCCCUCAAAACACGGAUUAUACGGACGUUCAAUGCAGUGGAAAACUGCCGUGGAUGAUGUUCCUUCCGGACUUGAUCCGACGCAGUUUGACAACUGGCUAUGGAGGAGAGAGAAGCCAAAGCGACCUGGACAAGUUGCAGAUCUCCGCAACCAGACGACAUUCCCACACGUUUAUGGCUUGCCCGAUGACAAGUACAUCACCACCGAGUUCUACUCAAGCAGUGAUGCGACAACCCAUCAACCACGUCGGCACUGGUUAUUGCUCGCUGAGAUUAUCGACAUCUACACCGAGACCCGUUUCCAGGUGGAUAUCCAAGAUAUUACCGGCGUAUCGAUUCCGCUCAUCUUUCAUACGGAUGGGGCCGGGAGCGAAUUUGUGCCUUCAGAAGUCGACACAGGGUGUACAGUUGCCACUUUGUACGCAAAUCGUCGCGGGUUUAUGCAUUCUGAUCCGGCGAUCUGUCUUAAGGAGUCCUCGAAUUUGAAGGUACGAUAA